AUGUCAUCGUAAAAUUUCAACAGAACUGGCAGCACAUCCCAAGCUGUAAACAGUUCCUAGGGAGCAAAUACUUAGCAGACCUACCAAUCUCGAUAAACACUUAUUAAGAGCUAUCAGUCGCAAAACUCUCGAUUUAAUUUGAAUUUGAAGGAUGUAGGCUAGAAUUUGUAUAUAGAUGAAAGUGAUGAUUUAAUUAGAAAUUUAUCAACAACUGAAAGAUAAAUUAAUCAACAGUAGCAAAUAUAGAAUCAAUAUAGCACCCUAAUUGUUAUUGAAAAUUCUAAAUAGCAGACAGCAUUUUAAGACUCUGUGAUUAAAGUAAAUGAACAGAACUUAAAGAUAAAUUAUGAGGACCAGUUUGAAAAGAAUUACUCUUUUUCCUCAAUUUUCUCUAAUACCAAAUAACUCAUAAGAAAAUAAAUAGUGGACGCUAUCAACAAAAAGCAUGAUGUAUUUAGUAUUGCUUAUGGUCAGAUAGAAGGGAAAUGCAAACAGAUUAUAUUGCCUAAUAUGUUCGAUAUAAUUCAUGAAAUGGGAAUAAAGAACAAAUUGCAAAUAAAGGCAGAAUUUCAUGUCAUUAGACCUAAAGAUAUAAAGAAAUUAGUGAUUCUUUUAGAUCCUUCUCCUUAGGAGUUUAAGGCGGCGUUGCAAAAACUACCUAAGAUUUGUGUAAAAAUCUCUCAUCUCUUGAAUUAACUGUAGCAUAAACUUAUUGUUUUGAAAUUGGAGUCUCCUUAGAAUGAAUUGAUAGUACUGAAAUAUUUGGAUGUUUAUGGUUUCACAAAGUCUCUAACUAAUAAGAUAAUGAACAACCAGUGCCUGUAAGAUCUGAUAGAAUAAGCAGGAGAUAAGAAUAAGAUAAGUGAACAGGAUUUAAUUGAGAAUGACAUCUUCUCGCUCAGAGAUAUGAUAGUUGAUUUUAGCUCUCCUGAAACCGUUUAAAAUAAAACUAUUUUGAGUUAAUUGGUAAGAGAAGAACUGCUCAAAAGAUAAAAGAUAUGCCUCAUAGGAUUCAUUCAAAAUAGCAUUCAGCAUUUCCACGAAAAUUUAAACACUUUAGAAUUUUGCAGCAGAUUUCAAUAUAGCAUGAGAGAAUUCGAUUUACUCAAGUAAACAUCAGAUGAUGAAAUAACAGAAAGAAGCUUUGAAGAUCAUGAUGUAUAAUUCAAUCCAUAGUACCCAACUGACAAUAACAAUGAUAAUUAGUAAAGCCUAAGCAAGCGAGAUAACAUCUUUAUACCCACUCACUAGUAGCUCUAUGAGCACCAUUAACAUAGACAAUCCGGACUAGCAAUCAGUUCAAAAGUACUAGGAAUUGAAAUGCAAAGUGAACAACUUCCUAACAGAGUUGAGAAAGUCAGACAAUCAUGUUCAGAUGAUUCUUCCAGCUAGAUAAUAUCAUAGCAAUCUGAUUUUAAGUUUCCUGAUGGUUCCUCUAAAAUUUCUAAGCAAAUGCUUAUCAUUGAGACAUUAUCAGCUUUAAGUCAAAGUUUAUAGAGCUCUCAAUAGUAAAAUCAAUUCAAAGAAGCAUCAGUUCUCUCCAAUUUGCAGCAUCAAAGAUAAAUACUAGCAUUCGAUAACCAGAAUUAACAGUAGCCUAAGAUGUCUUCAAAGGAUCCAUAAGUUAAAAUAAAGUUCAAAAUUGAUAACAUGAAUUCAUUAUCUCCAAUCAGGAAAAGCACUAAGGAAAUAUAAAAUUCAAACUCAAAGGCAAGUAAAUAACUGCUGAAAAGGACUGUAAUUGAUUGUGAAAACCAAAACUCAAACAUCCAAGACUCAGAUAUCAAAAGCGUUCCAAAAAGAAGACUAAACUUCAAUAAUUCAAUUCUCAAGAAUGUUUAGAUUAUUGAAAAAUAGCUCAGCAAUUCUGAAUAUGAAAAAAUGCAAUAGUCAAUUGUAAAUGAAAUGAUAAUAACCUAGAGUUUAUUUAGCUCAUCCUAAAUCGAAAACAAGCCAGAGUCUAGCAAUAAUAAUUAAAAUCAGCAAUAGUUAUCAUCUCAUGUAAACUAAGAAGAAGAGUUAAAUUAAAGUAAUCAGAAUAAUCAAAAUUAAGAUGAGAGCAAUCACUUGAAUAUCUAGUCAGAAGAGGAGUCUUAAGAUUAAAUCUAGCCAAGAUAAUUGGAGUAUCAAUUAUAGAUACCCUCAAAUGAAAGAGAAUAAGAAGUUAUCGCUGAGUUUUAGGACGAUAUUAAAGAUAUUACAAACAAUACUAGUGAAGACUACCAUUAGGCAAUGCUAAUAAUAAGAUAAAGCUUUGCUUAAUAGUCUUAAUUCUUUGGCACUCUAGGUUAAUUCUUUCUGUAGCCUAAAGAGAAAACAAAAAAAAAUCAAUUGCUUAAAUGCAUAUCGUGCAAAUCGUUGAAAGAGAGUUAGAAAGGAUCUGUUCACAGAUAUGAAAACUAUAACUCCUAGCAAGUCAAGUAAAUUUAGAGACCGAGGAGGGGCAGUAGUUCUAAUUUAAGUUUUAUAAACAGAAAUUUGGAAUUCAACUCGAACAUCGCCAGUAAUAACUAGAAUAAAAACUUACAAGAGAUUCGAUAGCUUAUGCCAGAGUAAAAGCAGAUAUAUUUUAGCAAUUAGACGAGGAGAUCUAGAAACUCAGAGAUGGAGUAAUACCAGCAUCACAUGAAUACUGAGAGAUUUACUUCUUUACCAUAGUUGGUCAAACCACCUAUUGCAAAAAAUUGUGUGAAACUAAAGCAUCAUUAAUAGAAGUCUGAUUUUUUGGCAUCUAUUUAGGAUAACAGAAAUCUGAAUAAGGUUACUCAGCAAAACUUUAUGAGGGAAUAAGCAAUUAAAAAUGAUUCAAAUCAAUACAUAAGUAAAAACUAACUCAAGACUCAUCUAUAUAAUUCAGACAGAAAGUUUAAAGACGAUGAAUGA
Molecule: messenger RNA, 2883 nt
Organism: Stylonychia lemnae
Lineage: Eukaryota; Ciliophora; Spirotrichea; Sporadotrichida; Oxytrichidae
Source: the annotation of a GenBank genome assembly